AUGCGUAUAGGCAUGGAGAUAAACCAGCCUCAGAGGAUCUCUGAAGCUAAGCUCCUGGGAGAACUGUAUAACUAUAGGAUGAUUGAGAGUAAUAGUAUUUUCAAUUCUCUUUAUCUUGUUAUCUCCUUCGGAGCUCUUCCUGAUGGAACGAACCCGAUUGACCAGCCUGCUGACAUGAUAAGAAAUAGAAUAGUUAUCACUAUACUGGAGACUUGUGGGCAAUAUUUCGAGAAGGGGUCUCUUAAGAAGAAGUGUGAUAUCUUCUUACUUUUCUUCCAGAAAUACCUGUUUACGAAAGUACAGCCGCUCCCAAUAGACGUGGAGUACAGCAUACAGGAUACUCUGGAAAGUAUCCUACUUAACAUUACCAUGUACCCUUCUGUGGCUGAGGUGGAUCUAGCUAUUGCUGAGAUAUCUCCGCAACUGAAGAACCUUCUAGGUACCUGGUGA
Messenger RNA from Bolinopsis microptera, 450 nucleotides. RefSeq names its product regulator of nonsense transcripts 2-like. Gene Ontology annotation, molecular function: protein binding; RNA binding. The transcript has 3 exons. The record is from RefSeq and is a predicted model, not a curated record. Gene Ontology annotation, cellular component: exon-exon junction complex; cytoplasm. NCBI's taxonomy places the organism in Eukaryota, Metazoa, Ctenophora, Tentaculata, Lobata, Bolinopsidae. The coding region runs from base 1 to 450 and encodes 149 amino acids. Gene Ontology annotation, biological process: nuclear-transcribed mRNA catabolic process, nonsense-mediated decay.